Messenger RNA from Coprinopsis cinerea okayama7#130, 783 nucleotides. RefSeq lists its product as hypothetical. The record is from RefSeq and is a predicted model, not a curated record. The transcript has 7 exons. The coding region runs from base 1 to 783 and encodes 260 amino acids. Lineage: Eukaryota; Fungi; Basidiomycota; Agaricomycetes; Agaricales; Psathyrellaceae.
AUGGCGGUGACCAUGUUGGGGAAAAAGGCUUGUGAUUCCGGUUCACCUGUCGAAUUUACUCGAAUCUAUGGAGAGCGUUUCCACUUCCUCCUUGGCAAUAUCGCUCAGGUUACUCUGGGUAACCAAAACCGUGACGUCACUGGAGGUUUGGCUCCCAUUUGCCGCCGUUUACCUCCGCCCCUCAACGUCGCCGGAAUUGUUGAAUCCGGUAUGCAUUGUACCAAAUCCAUCGGGCUCACUCUCUUGUCCACGCGUCUUCAUUCCCUUUCCUACGCCGUUGAAGCCGGUUUCCCUCUAGCAUUGGUAACCGGCAACCAGCUUCCCAUUCCACCUCGGCUGCACUUUGCCUUCCUCGUCGAGGUGACUCGAUGGCGAUUCCCGGAGAUCUUCGAAACCAGGCUCGUCGAUGCUCCCGUCGGCCUUCCCGUCGGGAGAUCUGCUAAGUGGUAUUUGGGGAACACAGGCCCCGCUGGGAUGUAUGAACCAUCGAACUCGUCGUCUCGCAAGGGAUCAAUGACCCGUGGCGAGGGGGCCAGAGGUUGCGCCCCUAACUGUUGGGAAGCGAAGAGGACAACGUCCCCACGUCUACCGGCAUCUGCCUUCCAGACCACCGUCGCAAGCACCUCACUCUACCUUUCCGAUCCUGGGCGGCUGGUUCAUUCCAAGGAAUGCCGCAUUGCAUUCCCCGCAUCUGCACAGGGUGUUCGAGCGGCAAGCAUGCUCGGAGAUAGCCACUCUACUUCCCCAACGUCAUAUCAUCUCGGUACUAGGCUGGACCAUUGA